Molecule: messenger RNA, 2728 nt
Organism: Cadophora gregata
Lineage: Eukaryota; Fungi; Ascomycota; Leotiomycetes; Helotiales; Ploettnerulaceae
Exons: 4
Coding region: 859-2559 (566 amino acids)
Source: RefSeq, a predicted model, not a curated record
CGAAAGCAGAGGUACCACCGAAGUACAGUCACAACUUUUUGGAAAUUUGGGAACAAGUCAAGAUAAGACUGGAAUGAUUCUCCAAAACAUGAGAAGUCGUGGCUCAGAUGCCUUGUCGUCAUCAAAACAGCCCUCUAAGAGCUUGCGGUCGAGCGAUGGCCAUAGCGCAACUUUAUCUCAAUCCCAUCCCCAUCCCAGAGGUCUAUCAUCAGAACUCUAUCGAGUGGAUCUGGAACUCUAUCUCGACAUUGAUGGGCGAUAUGUUGCGGAGGUCAAGGAGGAGUGACAUUGAGAAACUUGUUGGGCUUCAAAUCUUUGGCUGGUUGGAACUGCCAUGCGACCAACGGUAAGCACAUAGAAUGUGUAUCACCUCGUACUCGUUGGAACGGCAUGGCUCUUGCGCAUGAGAUUUAUGGAGAUGCCUGAAUCCAAUCAGGAGCCUCUGGUAGGCUGGAUACGUCUCCAUUACUGGAUCUUCAGAUCCAUCGGUGCGACGUGGAUCCUGCAGAUAAGCUGUCACGUCUGCUAAGCUACUUGCCCCCUUUCUAAUGGGUCUGAGACAUCAAAUGACGGCGAAGAACCCAUCUGUUUGCCCCUGCCUUGUUGUAUGUACGCAAUACUAGGGUCGUCAAUGGGUCCCCUCGUAUGGUGCAACAUUCUGCUUUGGAUAUUCUCCUAUCUGCAAGUAUCCGUGCCGCUUUUCAAAUUCCUGUCAUAUUUUUGUUUCAUCCCUAAUCUUCUUUCCCUGUCUCAUAACUUUCUUGGUUCUCAUCCCUUCUCAGAAUUGUCUUCUCUUUAGUCUUUACAUGUCUUUACAGUCUAGGCUCUAACCUAACAAGCUUUGUUUUGGUUGACGAGAUGAUCUCCCGUCGGAACAAAUACCUGCUUUACAUCUCAAUAUGCCUUGUCUUUCUUGUAUCAAUAUUUCGUUACCAACAAAAGUUCCCUGAAUUAUCUCAUACGGCCACAGAGAAACUUCACGCCUCGGUUCCAGCUCGUCCAGCUUCACUCUCACCAACAAAGGAUAAUGUUCAAGCAGCUCCUACUUCAUCACCUGCGCAAGCAAGCGCCACACCAUCUCACAAGUUCAAAUAUAAACCAUUACCCUCGAACGUUCCAGAUCCGAUAAUAGACAACUUUCCACUUGCAGCAGCAGCACAAUUUCCCAAAGACUUACCUCCAAUCCCGCCAUGGAACAAACCACCAACCAAACAUGUCCCCGAGAAUACCCCGCUAUUCAUUGGCUUCACGCGAAACUGGAGAGUUCUUCAGCAAGUGGUCGUCUCAUAUAUCACGGCAGGAUGGCCACCUGAAGAUAUCUACGUCGUCGAAAACACCGGGGUCUUUGACUCUAAUGCCAAAGGACUCCUCUCUCUGCAAAACCCUUUCUUCCUCAACCAUACUCGUUUGUGCCUCCUCGGCGUCAACGUCCUCGUUACGCCAGCUCUGUUUUCUUUCGCUCAGUUGCAGAACUACUACAUCUUCCACUCGAUCGAGAAGGGCUGGAAGCAUUAUUACUGGGGACAUAUGGAUAUUGUGGCUGUGUCUUCUGAGGAUAGGUUUGUGGAUGCGGAGUCGAGUGACGAUGGGAAGGAGAAAGAGAAGGAAGAAGAUUUAGCUCCCGCAGCAGCUCUAGCUGGCAAGAGCGCGAGGAGGGAUGAUCCGGAUAAGUACAAAGAUUUCAAAUCUUUGUACAUGAACUGCGUCCAUUCACUUCGCGAAGCGAUGAAAAAGAACGAGACAAGUGGCGAGGAUAAGAGAUGGGCUAUGCGAUUCUUCAACUACGACAAAUUAGCUCUGGUUAACGUCGCGGCAUACGUGGAGAUUGGAGCUUGGGAUACUCAGAUCCCGUAUUAUAUGACGGAUUGCGAUAUGCAUGCCCGCGUCAACAUGGCAAAUAUGGAGAUCAAAGAGGACCCUGCUGGAUUCCUAAUCGAUAUCGGAGAAUCGCUCAAUGAUCUUUACACUCUUUAUCGCAAAACGGAUUCACCACGCGCGGCAUUCAUCGAUCCCCAGAUCGUCGAAAAAGAGAAGGGGGAGGAGAAUAAACGUUCCGCAGAAGCCGAAGCUGGACCGACUAAAGGCAAAUCCAAAAAGAGUGUACUCGUUCCACAGUCAGUGGACUCGGAAUCAAAGUCAAAACGACACGCAGCUCCAAAUCUAGACAGAUCGGAAAAAGGCAACCGCAAACGCGAAGCAAACCAAACCUCCUCCCAGGUCUCCCAACCUCAACCCAAAUCCCUCAACGACAACGCAUGGCGCGUACCAACCGACACGAUAAAAUCCGACUCCUUCUCGCAUCUCAUCAGCACCCUCGAAGCCAUGCAGAACUCCAAAGCAACAGGCGCACACGGUCGGAAUGUCUGGCAAGGAAGACAGCGCGGUGGUCAGGGAGACCCGUUUUAUCGCGAUCCGCUGGGAUUCGAGAGGGCUUUGGGGAUGACGAUCGAGCAUGGCAAGAAGGUUUUUGCGGAGAAGUGGGGACAUAGGGAUUGUGAUGUUUGGGAGGUCGGGUUGACGCCGGGCGAUGCGUGGAGGGUUGAGAAGGAUUGGGAGUAGGUGGGUGAGAAAGUUGAAAUGUGGAGGGAGUAAAUGGUUUACUCUACGGGAUUCUUUUGCACUCACGGACUAGGCACAGUUUCAACCGGUACUGUCUGUAAAUAGGCGUUUUCUGUCUGCAAUUUACUUAAUUAUCUGCAUUUUUUGGGAUAGACUCUUCAAUUUUAUG